Messenger RNA from Trichoderma asperellum CBS 433.97, 230 nucleotides. The record is from RefSeq and is a predicted model, not a curated record. Lineage: Eukaryota; Fungi; Ascomycota; Sordariomycetes; Hypocreales; Hypocreaceae.
AUGGCGCUAGCUAUGGCAACCCUUUACCACAGUAUAUGUUCGUGCUCUAUAAUGUAGUUAUAUCGACAACUAAGUACAGCGAAAAAAAUUUAAAUUUGAGAUGUUGUCAUGUCGAAUUUAUAUUCUUUUUUGGGGCGAUAUGCUACGGCAGUCGGCUGCUCCUUUAUUGCGUGCUGCUUUGGGGAUGAAACCUCGGAAGUACAAGUGGAGGCUGCUGCGGGAAUUUGAUC